AUGGCAGCAUUGGCAGCAGCAGCAGCGGUGGUGUCGCAAGAGGCAGACGCCGAGUUCCAGAUCUACGCAGUGGACGGGUACUACUUCGAGUCCUCCAGGAAGGAGCCCGUCUGCUUCUCUACCCUGCCGCUGCGGUUCGGGGACGCCGCCGCCGACGUUCCCGAAGGCAACAAGCGGCUGUUUCUGCGUGGAUUUGCCGGCCGGAGGCUCAGGGUGUGUAAGAGGGUGGUGGCCUGGAGGCUGGAGCUCGAUGGCGAGCAGCCCGAGUUCUUCGUGCUCCUCUCAGCAGACAGCGGAGGCUGGCUGCGGCUCGCGAAGGCCAGGAAGCUCUACGAGCGCACGGCCAGGACUGUGCUGAUGACGGCGCAGGCGCUGCAUUUCCUCCGAAGGAAUCCUGAUGGGCCGGAGACAGCCCUAUGGAUCCAUCUUCGCCAAGCUUUUGGCAGGUUUUGGCCUAGGCCCUCAGAGCAUGACUUCAGGAACCAGACCUCACUGUCACUGAUGACGCAGCUCGCGGCAACGGAUCCUGUCUUGGCAACUUCAGAGACUUUGCGAGCAUUUGUUGAAAGAAUAUCUACUAAGGUUGGCGGUGCAGACACUAUUGACAUCGCCGACGAGUACUUCUUCCAAGCCAAGGACAACUACAAGUUCGUGUGCUUCUCCACCCUGCCGCUCCGGUUCAGGGCCACCGCCGCCGCCGAUGUUCCCGAAGGCAACAGGGCGCUGUACCUGGCGGGGUGCACCGACGGGGGCGUCAGGCUGCACAAGGAGGUGGUGGCCUGGAGGCUGGAGCUCGACGGCGAACAGCCCCGGUUCUUGGUGCUCGCGCCAGCAGACGGCGGAGGCUGGCUGCGCCUCGCGAAGGCCAGGAAUAUCUACGAGCGCACGGCCAGGACGGUGCUGAUGACGGCGCAGAUGCUGCAUUUCCUCAGGAGGAAUCCUGAUGGGCCGGAGACAGCCUUAUGGAUCCACCUUCGCCAAGUUUUUGGCAAUUUUCGGCCUAGUCCCUCAGAGGAUGACUUGUGGAACCAGACCUCACUGUCACUGAUGAGGCAGUUCGCGGCAACAGAUCCUGUCUUAGCAGAUUCAGAGGCUUUGCGAGCAUUUAUUGAAAGAAUAUCUACUACGGUUGGUGGCGCAGACAUUAUUGGCAUCGCUGACGAGUACUCCUUCCGUGCCAAGGACAACUACGAGCUUGUGUGCUUCUCCACCCUGCCGCUUCGGUUCGGGGCUGCCGCCGCCGAUGUUCCCGAAGGCAACAAGGCGCUAUACCUGUCGGGGUUCACCGCUGGGGGCCUCAAGCUGUUGAAGCAGGUGGUGGCCUGGAGACUGGAGCUCGAUGGCGAACAGCCCCAGUUCUUGGUGCUCACGCCAGCAUACGGCGGAGGCUGGCUAUGCCUCGUGAAUGCCUGGAAUAUGUACAAGCGCACGGCCAAGACUGUGCUGAUGACGGCGCAGAUGCUGCAUUUUCUCAGGAGGAAUCCUGAUGGGCCGGAGAUAGCCUUGUGGAUCCACCUUCAUCAAGUUUUUGGUAAGUUUUGGUCUAUGCCCUCGGAGGAUGACUUCAGGAACCAGACCUCACUGUCACUGAUGAGGCAGUUCGCAUCAAUGGAUCCUGUCUUAGCAAACUCAGAGGCUUUGCGAGCAUUUGUUGAAAGAAUAUCUACUGAGGUUGGUGGUGGUGCAGACAUUGUUGACAUCGUUGGUGGUGCAGGCAUCGUUGACGACGGUGCGGUCGUAAAUGAGAUUUUUGUUGACGAUGCUCCAUUCUAG
Molecule: messenger RNA, 1773 nt
Organism: Miscanthus lutarioriparius
Lineage: Eukaryota; Viridiplantae; Streptophyta; Magnoliopsida; Poales; Poaceae
Source: the annotation of a GenBank genome assembly